This is a messenger RNA of Leptopilina heterotoma, 1765 nucleotides long. RefSeq names its product transcription factor SOX-9-like. The record is from RefSeq and is a predicted model, not a curated record. The transcript has 4 exons. Lineage: Eukaryota; Metazoa; Arthropoda; Insecta; Hymenoptera; Figitidae. Gene Ontology annotation, molecular function: DNA-binding transcription factor activity, RNA polymerase II-specific; RNA polymerase II cis-regulatory region sequence-specific DNA binding. Bases 534 to 1529 code for a protein of 331 amino acids. Gene Ontology annotation, cellular component: nucleus. Gene Ontology annotation, biological process: regulation of transcription by RNA polymerase II.
AUGUUCUCCUAAAAUCAACAAUAAAAUCAGUCACAGAGAAAUUACACCAAUAAACCAGAGGCAAAAAAAAUAUAAAAAAAAGACGAAUGAAAAUAAGGGAAAAAAUAUUCGCGAAACUUCCGGGUUGUGCAGCAAGUGUAAUCCAGUGCGUUUGAGGUCAAAGCGUGUGGAAAGUCAUUAAACGAUAAAUUGAUAAAUUAAAGUUGGAUUAAAAAUACACUUUUACGCGAGACCAUUGCGAUUAAUGAAUGAAUUGUGCAAAUAUAUUGCUUAUUAGCAAUUUAUUGGAAUUUCAUCAAUUGGACUUUCAUUCAUUAGUAGAAUUUAUCAGUUUUUACAAAAUAUCAUUUAUAGCGAUAUUGAUAAGUUCAUAAAUAUGGUAAUUAACGUCAUUUCUAAUGAUCUGUGCGACCAAGUGCAAUUUAAUGUUUAAAUAUCAUCCGAAACGAUUAUCGUGAAGGAAUGUCGAACUAAAAUACGAUUCAUAUUAUAAUUAUCUAAAGAAUAUUCAAUUCAAUUCGAAUAAUAUCGAAAUGGAAUCACACAAUACUUCGGAUGCUGAGGGAAAAGCUGGACCGUCAAAUCCAACAGGCUCCUCUUUAGACGAUGCGGUGGGAAAACUACUACAAGGAUACGACUGGACAUUGCUCCCGGUGACUGCAAGAGCCGGUGGACGAAGAAAUGCACACGUAAAGCGACCAAUGAAUGCUUUUAUGGUAUGGGCACAAGCUGCAAGACGAAGACUCGCUGAUCAAUAUCCACAACUUCACAAUGCUGAAUUAUCAAAAACUUUGGGACGAUUAUGGAGGAUUCUGAGUGAUGUGGAAAAGCAGCCUUUCAUAGACGAAGCUGAGCGAUUACGCAAUGCACACAAGCAACUUCAUCCUCACUAUAAGUAUCAGCCACGCAGAAGGAAACCAAAGCCAGAUGAUCAAGUAAGCAUUUUGACUCAUCGUAGUUCUUUGCCCCUCACAACAUUAGAAUCUGCCAGCUCAUCCAACUGCAGUUAUAGUCGACUCUAUUCUGAAAGUUCAAAAACAAAUCCCAGGUAUCAGCCUUACGAUAGAUCCAUCGUUUCAUACAAUGAUUCAACAUCAAAAUCAUAUCCCGAUGCAAUCAAAUGUCCAAUUGAUCAUUACAGUAAACCAUAUGAAUUGACGGAGAAAAAUUAUUCCGAUCCAAAAUAUUUGGAAUCAACGUCAAUAAAAUCACUUGAAAAUGGUGUUAAAUAUACAGAUGUCCAAUCAAAAACUUAUGAUCUCUCGAGAAAUUAUGAACUGCCAAAAUAUCCUGAAACAAAAACAUAUCCUGAGAAUUUAAAAUUUUCCGAAACAAUAACAACAGCAACUACCACCGCCACCACCAAACCCUAUGCUUAUGUUCACGGUCAAUAUUAUCCUGCACCUGAAGGCUAUCCUGUUCAUGAUGAAAGUGAUUAUCAACCACAAACGGUACCGACUCAUUCGUUUUAUCCUUAUAUUUCACCUUCAAUGACGCAACCACCUUAUUAUAUGGGUCCUCGAUGCUAAUUUUUUAUUUGCAUUUUCUGUGUACAGAGAAAAAUUCCUGUUUAGAAAAGAAAAAAAUAUUAUUUCUUCAAAAUUCAUUUAGACAAAUUUUAAAUAAUUUUUAUCAAUCUAAAAUUAUUUUUACAAUAUUUAAGAAUUCUUUUCAAAUUCUACUGUUAGAUUUUUUAUUUGUUAAUUUUAAUAUUUAAAUAUUAGAAUUUCCAUAUAUAUAUUUGUACGUCAUCAAAUUGCAUAAU